Etheostoma cragini (Arkansas darter) is the source of this 2626-nucleotide messenger RNA. RefSeq lists its product as uncharacterized. The transcript has 9 exons. The record is from RefSeq and is a predicted model, not a curated record. The coding region runs from base 780 to 2624 and encodes 614 amino acids. NCBI's taxonomy places the organism in Eukaryota, Metazoa, Chordata, Actinopteri, Perciformes, Percidae.
GACAGUAACGUUAGCGGUAAGGUAACGUUAGCUGCUGUUAGCAAAUCCAGUGUAUCUUUAUGCCUAGUUUAUUGCCACAUAUAUCCUCAUAACGGGUACAAUCACGUUCUCACCUAAGCACUAACUUUGAAAAGCCAUCCCUAACUUUGAUUGAAAAUACUCUAACAGCAGAUUAACUAUUUUGACUAUUGUUCUAUUCCUGAAUUGUCUACAGUAAAAUGAACUUAAAAUAGCCUGAGAAGUUUUCCUACUGCUAUUGCCUAUUUUAUUCCAUCUCUACAUGUGGUUAAUGUAAUUAGCAAUAACAGUAGAUUUACUAAAAUAUUGGCCAGUCGUGUUGGUGAAGUAGUGGCAGAGAAACACAGUAAAUAUGUUGUUUAGACAGUUACAAAAUGCAGUGUGUCUAAUAUUUGUUAGUAGACUGAAAAUCAAACGGUGUAAUAAAUCAGUUACUAGUUCUCAGUAAGUUUUUUUACUAUGCUUAAUUAAGAUAAUUUGCUCUUAAGUUGGCCUGGUGGCUUAUGGAAUUAUUUAAUUACUUUUUUAUAAAGGAUAGUUAUUACAAUUCCAGCCACAGAUAAAUGACAAUUUGUUUAAAUUAGGCUUUUUGCAAUUGUUCAAACUGUAUUUUUUGUGUGUUUCAAAUCAAUUCAAAUUCUUUCUGUACUGAAAGGAUUUAAGUUAGAUGUUUUUCUGAGUAAAUGAAUAGAGCUGAUGUUACUUAAUGCUGCUCUGUACUUUUCUGGUUCAGUAAAACCAUGGGCUGUCGUUAACAAUUAAUGCCUCAUUUUAAUUUCACAGUGGAAAUAAUCCUUAUAUAUUUAAUUCUCAUUUGCAGAAAUGACAAAACCCAAACUUCAAGCAGCGCUUUCAACUUUGACUUCUUAAUGAUGACAUCCCUGCAAUGCUCUUGCUUCUCCACUCAACGCCUCUGCACACACUCUCAACUUGAUCUGAACGAUUACCUGCUUGAUGAAAAACUUACUGAUGACCUCCAAAAUGCUGAUGACUUGCUUGCUGAGCUGCAGAAAGAGAAGGCAGCACUACCAGCUAGGACAUCCACGUCAAACGUCAGAUGGAGAAAAAGAGACAUUGAUGGGAAUGUACUCUUUGCAAGGCCAAGGUCCUGCAGGAAUCAGUCAGAAAAAGCUGGUGAUGAUCACUUGCCUAAUCCUCCCUGCAACACUGCUGAUCAUGGCCCUAACUCUGCUUCAGAGACUGCUUCAAAGACCAUCUCUGCUGAAUGUCUUGUGCAAGAUCUACAGUACUCCUUGAGUGUCUCUGACGAUGAGAUACAAGAAGCUGCAGUAGACCAGGGAGCUCCUCUAGCUUCUUUGGAUUGGAGCACUCGUAAGGCUCUCUUUUUUGACAGAUGGAGGGCAAAGAGACCUUACCUUGUCAAUAGCAUGCUGGCACAGGGGAACCAGGCAACAAAAAUCUGCAGUCAAUGUGGGAUCAACUGUGCAAGUGUCAGAUGCAGAGACUGCUUACCAUGUCCAUUCCUCUGCGCUGAAUGCGACAUCAGCCGGCACAACAAAACCUACAUCCUUCACAACCGGGAUGCCAUGUGUGCUGGAUUCUUUCAGCCAUUGCCUCCAACCAGUUGCGUUGUGGAUAAUGCUGUUACACACUGUGUGCGGCUUUUGCCUAUUGAGAUGCCUGUCCAAAUCUGUCGCUGUCCACCAAAGGCAUUGAGGGUCAUCCAAGGAAAGUCAGUUGCUUUGGUCACAAUGAAUGGACGGUAUGAUCUCAACAUGCCAGAGCUAAGCUGCGAGGGAUGCCAGGCUACUUGGACUGCAGAAGUGGAUGACCUUAUACAAAGUGGCUACUGGCCCGCCACCCUCAAUUUUGCAACAGUUUAUGAGGAAGACUUAUUUUUUACUUUUGAGAGCAUGAAGAUGGCAUCACCCGGAAUGUCCUGUCAGGCAUUUCUACGAAUGCUUGAGAAGCGGACUGUUCGCUUUGGCCGUACUGGAAAGCUCUCAUCUGACAGCUUUCAGAAAAGCUUUUUUGAAUGGGCUGCUGUUCAAUAUGAAGUUGAUGCCAUUUGCAAAGAGAAGCAAUUUAGCUGUCCUGCCUGCACUCCAGCAAUGCUUGCCGUCUCGGUUGACGGAAACCGCAAACUUUAUCGUUUCAAGAGUACAGCAAGAUCAGAGGAGCGGCCGAUCUUUGAUGGUGUUUUCAUUGCUAAUGAUGAAGAUGUGACUAGAUUUGUGGACCAAGUACACACCAAAACCAAACAUGUCACUGGAAAGGGCAUUUGUGGUGGGGAGUGGUUGGCGGCCCGAGAGACUUCCUGCAGAUCUAGGAGUAAGGUGGAUGAGGAGGGACUGGAGCUGGCAGUUUGCAGGCACGGUGUCUUGCUGUCUGCCCUUAAUAUGUUUAGGGGUGAAAUAUAUGCAUACCCCAUGUUCUUACAGAACCAGCUUGCGCCCAAGCACGACAUAACCUUCUUCUGUAUGGAUGUUGCAUGUAAAUACUGGCCCUACCUACAGAGAGUUUGUUUGGACUGUCCAGAGCUCCAGUCUCUUCAAAACAUGAGGCCCUUCCUGUCGGUUUUGCAUGCUAAAGCCCAUGACUUCAAAUGUGAGGUUAGUGUAGUGCACAAUAUUCUUAUGCAAUGACA